Messenger RNA from Aphidius gifuensis, 2440 nucleotides. RefSeq names its product probable serine/threonine-protein kinase clkA. The coding region runs from base 275 to 2422 and encodes 715 amino acids. Lineage: Eukaryota; Metazoa; Arthropoda; Insecta; Hymenoptera; Braconidae. The record is from RefSeq and is a predicted model, not a curated record. The transcript has 5 exons.
CCGUCAGGGCGGGUUGUAAAUCAUCGAUUGUAAAAAUGAUUAUAAAAUAGCAUUAAUCACCCUCUUUGUUCUUCCAAGCCAAAAGAAAAAAAAAAAAAAAAAGCCUUAAAUAAAAGAGGGAUAUGUCACAGUUUGACAAAAAUAACAGCAUUGUUUGAGUUGCCAUGUCACCACAGUUUCUCACCAAUAAUUAACAAUUAAAUAAUUAAUUAAAUAAUUAAAAAAAAACGUAAAUUUAAUUGAAAACUUUUUUUUUUUUUUUUCAACUUGAAAAAUGGAUACCAGAUUGACUUCUCUUUCAUAUCGACAAUUACAAUCAAUUGCUGUUCGACACAAAGUUCCAGGAAACACCAGUAAAGAAAGAUUAAUUAAAUUUAUAACAUGUGUCAAAGAGGGUAAUGAAAGAGAAUUACACAAAUUGCUGAGACAACAUCAACUGGAUAAAAAAAAUAAACGUUUAUUAAAAAAUAAUAAAAAUAACAAUAAUUUUAGUCCAAUGAGAAACAUGGUUACAUCAACACCAUCACACAGUUCAUUUUAUCAUAAAUAUAUGAAUAAAAAUAAUGAUGGCGAUGAUGAAGAUGAUGAUGAUGAUGAUGACAAGGAUAAUUAUUCACCACCUGUUCAAGAUUAUGAUUGGGAAACACAAAAAAAAGAAAGAUUAACACGUGAUGAUGAACUACAAAAAUAUCUAUUGAUGAAUCAAAUGUUGAACAAUCGAUUGAUGAAAUAUAAUAAUUAUCAAAAAAAUAAAAAAACUAAAAAUUCAGAAAGACAAAGUCCAUCAAUUGUUGAUCUUCGUGUUGCAAAUGAUAAAACAAUAUCAACAACAAGUGACAUGCCCUUGGAAUUAAUAUGUCCACAGGCAAAUAAAUUAUCACCAAAAAUAUAUAAACAAGAAGAAUUAUCUGAAGUUGAAAAUUUAAAUAAUCAAGUGUUGGAUAUAAGCAAGAGAACAGUUCUCUUAAAAAAAAUGCUACAAGCACCAACAGAUAAAAACAUAAAUGAACAAACAAAUAUUAAUAAUAUUUAUAAAUUAAUAGCAGCAAAUAAAAUAAUAACACAUGAUAAUGGAACUAAUUCCGAUACAUUAACAGCAAAUUCAGAUGAUAAUGAUUAUCAAAAUAAUUACUGGAAUGAUGAAAAACAUGAAAAUUUAGAAAUUGAUUUUAAUGAUGAAUUAAAAAGUUCAUACAAUUGUUUAAUUGAUCCAAUUGAUACUACAACUACUACUGAUAAUAAUAAUAAUAGUUACAAUUAUGGAUCAGAUAAUAAUCAAGAUUGGAAAAAUUAUUGUGCCAAUAAUACUGUACCAAAAAUAAAUGAUGCUGCUGGAAAUAAUAAUAUUAUUAAUAAUCAAAUAAAUUUUAAUCGUAAUGAUGCAUAUAAUAAUUAUUCAUCUGGACAAAUGAAUAAUGGUAAUGGUAAUUAUUAUCAAAAUAUAAUACAACAAGAUCAUAUUUAUUCACAAAAUUUAUCAAAUGUUAAUGAUACAAAUAAUUGUUUUCAACCUUGUGUUUAUCAAAAUUAUACAAAUAAUAAUUUGGCUGGAAUUGGAAAUGAUAUUAAUGGAGCUAAUGGAACAAGUGUAGCUCAUGGAGGAGCACUAUUAAGUAGUCAUAGUUUAAGAGCUAAUUAUUCAGAACAAAGUAGUGAUUUUAAUAGUCAUAAAUAUUAUCAUGAUACUUUAUUGACAAAUCACGAUAUUUAUGAUAAAAGAAAUGCAAAUAUUCAAGAUGAUAAUAAUUUUGAAAGUGAUAAUUAUUGGCAACAAACAAUGAAUCAACAUUACAAUGGUUAUAAUUAUCAAGAACAAAUGGGAUUUAAUCAUUUUAAUUCAAUCACACAAUCAACUGGUAAUAAUUCAAGUGUCAUCAAUGAUACUUUGGAUACUUUUUGGCCACGUAAAAGUUUGAAUAUUGCAAAUUCAAUAUCAUCAUCAUCAUUAUCAUCAUCAUCAUCAUCAUCAACGACAUCAUCAUCAUUUUACAUUGAAAAUAUAUUAAAUAUACGUAAAAAUGAUAAUGAAUUUGAUGGUACAAAGUUGAAACAAACAUCGUCAAUUUAUUGUUAUGCAGCACCAAUACAAACACCAAAAGAAACAUCAACAUUAGUAUGUUCACAAAAAAAAAGCUUUAUUGCUGAAGAACGUAGUGCGUCAUUGACAACAAAUUAUCUUAUGUAUGAUGAUACAACAACUGGUCGUAAUCUUGCAAAUAGUGAUUAUUUAAAUAGAAAUUUAAUAAUUCAAUCAAGUUAUCAAGAAUUAUUGAUGAGUCAUGAUGAUAUUUUUGCCAGAAAUUAUUGGGAUUAUGUUAAUAAAAAUAUAUUAGAUUACAGUGAUGAUAAUAUUAAAAAAGAUGUAUGGUUAUCUGAUCAGUUUGAUACUGAUCCAAUUAACUAUCGUAUUGAUGCAAUUUAAUCUUGAUAAUGUAGUGUG